This is a messenger RNA of Patella vulgata (common limpet), 3660 nucleotides long. Its product is annotated as pleckstrin homology domain-containing family F member 2. The transcript has 9 exons. Bases 45 to 902 code for a protein of 285 amino acids. Lineage: Eukaryota; Metazoa; Mollusca; Gastropoda; Patellidae. The record is from RefSeq and is a predicted model, not a curated record. Gene Ontology annotation, molecular function: metal ion binding; phosphatidylinositol binding.
CAAAAUAUGUGGGGCAUCACAAAUGAUCAGGUGACUCAUUCAAAAUGGUGGACAGACUAGUGAAUUCAGAAGCUAAUAACAGAAGAAUAAAUUUUGUUGAACAGUGUUUUGGAUCUUCUGGUCAGCCUUUAGUGUCUCCUGGACGAGUUUUAGUAGGGGAAGGUGUCUUAACCAAAUUAUGUCGUAAAAAACAAAAACCUCGCCAAUUCUUUCUUUUCAACGAUGCAUUAGUUUAUGGAAAUAUUAUUUUACACAAGAAAAAGUAUAAUAAACAGCAUGUUUUACAAUUAGAAAAUAUCAAACUUGAAGAUAUACCAGAUGAUGGAGCAUAUAAAAAUGGUUGGAAGAUAAUCAACCCAAGUAAAUCAUUUGCUGUAUUCGCAGCUACAGCUACAGAGAAGAAAGAAUGGAUGGCCCAUAUCAGAAAAUGUGUUAAUGAUUUACUUGUAAAACGAGGAAUAACGCAGACUUCAGAACAUGAUUCACCUGUCUGGGUACCCGAUCAAAAUGCUCAAACCUGUAUGCACUGUAAAAAAUCUGAGUUCACAGUCUUAAAUAGAAAGCACCACUGUCGUAAAUGUGGUAUUGUUGCCUGUAACACCUGUACGAACAAGAAAUGGUUAUUACCCCAGCAAUCGGCUAAACCAUUACGUGUUUGUUUAACCUGUUAUAAUCAGCUAUCCUUAUCGUCAGCUCCAGCCGUGAGUUCCGGUGAUAAUAACAAAAUACGAAAAUAUACUCCGAUUAAUAUUCCUGACUCAGAUGACGAUUCAUCUGAUGAUGAUGAUGAUGAUGAACCUACACCCAGUGUUGACACAGUGGAUAAUACAUACGAGUCACAGUUUCAAAGUUAUGAGGCAGAAGAAGUUCCUGAUUAUAAAGCUGGCCAAACUCAUCAGUAGUAACAUUAUAUAGUAACUUUCAAGACUUCUCUCUACUUCUACUUUCAUUUUAUAAAACUGAUCUUUGUUUAUAUUAGUUUACAACAAUUACUCUUCAUGCAAUGUCCAUACGUAAUUUUCUUGCUCUUUUUACUUUAUAAUGAGUCAGUAUAACCUAGAUAAUUGAUUAAAUCUUUUUGAUAUUAAGAAAACUUGAUUGAUUAUCAGCAUUAACAUUAACUAUUUAUUUAGUUCUUGCAAAAGUUAUAAGAGCUGAAACCUCUUAGGUAAAAAUAAAGUAUUGAAUUGUAUUCAUCUGGUGUGGUAUGAUUAAGUCAGCAUAAUUUCAAAUUGUCAACAGUCAAAUACAAAAACAGUUACAUCUCAAUACUGGCUUUAUAUAGAUGGAAAAUGUUCAACAAAGGCAGAUUUUAAUUCCACAAAAAAAAUUGACACAUAAAAUAUAAUUAAAUUGCCAGUUUUGGAAGGGUGGGACCCAAAUAAAUGUGUAAAAGGAUUAGUUAUAACUUAUACUGUAAUAUUUGAUAUGGAAUAAUGAAUUAAUUAAUAUUGCCAGUAAAUCAGUCUAUAUAAACUGCAACAAUAUAUGUGAAAAUUUAAUUGAUUGUUAUCAGAUUGUGAUUUGAAAAUGGCAGUUCGCCCAUGUAAUCAAUGGUGACUUAAAUUAGCCUCAAGUUAAGUUCUCAUGAAUGUGGACUGUGUGUACCUUGUGGUUGUUGGGGUUAUACAUUAUACUCCAAUUCUUAAGUUUAUAUCUGCAUCAUUUUUAUUUGUCUUUUAUUCUCAAAUGAAUGAUUUGCAUGUUUUUUUUCUACUCUAGUCUAUAGUGCUAUAUUGCUGCUAUAGUCUAUAGUGCUAUAUAUAUUGCUUCUAUAGUGCUAUGUUGCUGCUAUAGUGCUAUAUGGCUACUACAGUCUAUAGUGCUAUAUUGCUGUUAAAGUCUAUAGUGCUAUAUUGCUGCUACAGUCUUUAGUGCUAUAUUGCUGCUAUAGUCUAUAGUGCUAUGUUGCUGCUAUAGUCUAUAUUGCUACUAUAGACUAUAGUGCUAUAUUGCUGCUACAGACUAUAGUGCUAUAUUGCUGCUACAGUCUUUAGUGCUAUUUUUCUGCUGCAGUCUAUAGUACUAUAUCUCUUCUAUAGUGCUAUAUUUCUGCUGCAGUAUUUAGUGCUAUAAUUCAGUAAUUGUGACAUGCAGCUCUGAUCAGAUUUAUUAAAGUUAAGUUUUGCUAUUUCUUUUAUUUUCCUUUAUGAUAGUAUUUUAUUUUCACCUGUUUAUGAUUUGUGAUGCCUUUGAUGUUAGAAUAUGAAAUUGAUAUUGUUAGGCUAAAUUUAUUGCAAUGAAGAGUGGCUGCCAUGUAACAAAGCAUAUAUGCCCACAGCAGCUAUGUUAUUCAAGCAUUCCGUAAAGGCUGUUGCUUUGUUCAUGUUUUGAUCGCUGGGGGGUGUUUACAAGAUUCUACAAUGUAAUGAUAGCGGAUUGUGUCUUUAAACCUUCCCUGGAAUCCUUCACAUACUAGGCUGGCCUAUUAUUAAAUCUGGGCAAUAACUCCGGAAAUACUUAUCUGAUAUAGUAGUUAUUUUAUAAACUGAUUUAUCACAAUAAUCGAAACAAAGAACAUAGAUUUCAAGUAAAUCAGACGAUGACUUUAGCUGUUAAAGCAUUCUCAGGAUUGUACAAAUUGCUAAGGGCAAUAACUCUGGAAGUUACUAAAUUUGCAGAAUAAUGUGAACAACAUGUAUAAUUUUUUUUUAACUAUUUGAUGACAAAUAUAGUCUUUAGGGUGUUAAAAAUUAAUUAUGGACAGAUGGAUAUAGGCAACAGCAUUUAUAAAUAGCAAUAAAAUUAUUACAUCCGAGUUACUUUUACAAUUUAGUCAAGAUUCUUCUAACAAUACUAUUUUGGACUUGGAAGUUUUUAUAACAAGCAUUGAGAGUUCUUGAUCUUUCCAGACAAAUAUCUGGCUAAUCCUUCAUUGAUGGUUUCGGAUCAAUUUUAAGUUCCUAACGGCACGGUCUGAAAUAGCUAGUUACAAUCACUUUAUUAUUGAGUGUCAUAAUUGUUCAGUUUUAGUAACAAUAUUUUUAACCUUUCAUAGGCAACAAACAUGAAUUGUGUAUUUUGUGUUCUGCUUCUUCACUCAUCAUAUAACAUUAGGGCAAUUUCAACUUUUUUCGUUGAAGAAUGGGUCAAAAUUUGUUUGUCACAGAUAAUUGUCAAAAAUUUACAGGAAUGGGUUAUGUAAAUAGUCAAUCUACGCAUGAAGAUUUGACUGAAGAGGGUAUUUUGAUAUUAAAAGGUAAUUUUUAAAAUUCACGAAUGGCAGCUGCCCUUUUUUCACCUGUCCUUAACCAAGGGAAUCAAUCACAUGCAAUGUAUUCUAAUAUCUUUUAUAUUUGCAAAGUCUUUUUCACAUACCUAUAUAUUCUUAUGGAACGUUUCAUUGAAAUUUGCAAUUGAUUUUGUUUGUAAAUAUUUUGUAUUUAAGUUUUGUAAAUAUAUAGAGAUACAUAAUUCUGUUUUAAUUAUAAAUAUUAUUUCCUGUAGAAUUUCAAGCAAGAUUAUUGGGGUUUUUUAUUUUAAAGUAGAAAAUUAUUAAAAUGAUUAAGUCAUGUGUUCUAAGAAGGACCCAAUUAAAUGAACUACUAUUUUUACAAAAAAAAAUUAGAAAUUUUGUCUACAUUUGUUGUAUUGAUAAUAAAGAUUUAAAAAAAUAAACAAACCUUACUGUUUAUAAAUAAAUUUUCUAAUUCCUGUGAU